Molecule: messenger RNA, 4460 nt
Organism: Macrobrachium nipponense
Lineage: Eukaryota; Metazoa; Arthropoda; Malacostraca; Decapoda; Palaemonidae
Product: nischarin-like
Exons: 5
Coding region: 159-1616 (485 amino acids)
Cellular component (GO): cytoplasm
Molecular function (GO): protein binding; phosphatidylinositol binding
Source: RefSeq, a predicted model, not a curated record
AGCAAAACAACAACAAUAAAAAAAGGGGUUUGUUUACAUUAGAAUGACAAGUGCUGGCAUACAGAAUAGAUAGCGAUAACGAGCCUAAACCAUUUUGGUCUGUUAUCCUUUUGGGGCGUUGGAGGGUAUUGGGUGGAAAGUGCAAGGCAUUAAAACAGAUGGCUUCACUAACACCUGACACCCCAGGAAAUCACAUAGAGGCAACUAUUCCUAACACUGAGCAGUUUGAUGGAGUAACUCUAUAUAAUAUCAGUAUAACAGUAGGGCCUGUUUGUUGGUCUGUCAAACAAAGGUAUAAUGCCUUCUCUGAGCUACACGAUAAGUUAGUGUCCAACCAUGGAGUAGCAAGAGACCUUCUUCCUCCAAAAAAGAUUAUUGGUAACAAAGAUCCAGCUUUUGUGGAGAAGAGGAGAGGAGAUCUUCAACUUUAUUUACAGACUAUUAUUAACUUCAUGCAUCAUGCCUUACCCCGUGAAUUGGCUGAAUUUUUGGACUUCCAUGAAUAUGAGCUGACCCAUCUCCUACAGUCUUUAGCCAGAAGAUUUUUUCAUGAAGGCGACCAGUUAUUGGUAGAUAGUCAACCUGUGACAUUUACACCAUUACAGUUACAUGCCAUCUCACACCGUCUCAAAAAUCCCCUACCAAGAAAUGUGGCUUCAGAACAAGAAACUGACUUCAGCCAUGUCGCUGAUUUUGCAUCCCAAGUCAAAUAUCUCGUUGUGGAAGGAAGCAAUGAAUUUCACAGGACCAGCAAUAUUGUCCAAAACAAGUUAUCAUAUUCUCUUAAUACCUUUCAAAAUGUUGAAAAGCUUGCCAUUAUAAAGGCCAGGGUAAGUAACAUUGGACACCUUGGUGCAGUGAGAAGGACCACAAAAUCAUUGGUGGUUAAUGAAAGUGAGAUGAAAACAAUGUCUGAUGUCCUCAUGUGUGGUGCAGUAUACAAAGAAACUGUUGAAGGAAGUGAACCUCAUAUAUGGGCUCUCUUGACUGAUGUUGAUGUCAGUUUUAAUGAGAUUAGUAAGAUUGAUGACUCUAUUACUUUGGCUCCUAAUAUAGAGAAGUUAAACCUAAGUAAUAAUAAGUUGUCAUCAAUUGAUAGUCUGACAAGUUUACCUCAUUUGGUAUCACUGAAUUUAUCAAGUAAUCUUUUUUCAGAAUUAGAUGAAAUGCACACAAAACUUGGCAAUGUUGUAGAGUUAAACUUAUCACAAAAUAAUCUGAAGUCUCUGAAAGGUCUGGGGAAAUUGUAUUCUCUUACAUCACUCAAUGUUUCCACAAAUAAUAUCCUUGAAAUAGUAGAAGUUAGUCACAUAUCUCGGCUCCCUUGUCUUGAAACGCUUAUCAUUACAGGAAAUCCUGUAGCAACAGUUGUAGACUAUAGAACCAAAGUUUUGGAGCUCUUUUCACAAAGGGCUUCAGAGAUAUGUUUGGAUAAUGAAAGACCAACUCGAAGAGAGUUGGAUACUGUAGCUGUUUUACAAGCCAUACGAGCAUCAAGGGAAGGUCGACUGCCCACACUCAGUUUUUCCAAUCCAGUGCCUAUUUCAACAACCACUCUUGCCUUUGUAACACCAGACAUAGCAACUGCUGUUAGUGAGUCUUCUAAUAAUGAUUGACUAAGUCCAUAUUUGAUUAAGAAGUUGUUAUUUUAUCUUAAUGCCCUAGAAGGUUGUUGGAAAUUGAUCAUCUCCCUGUGAAUACUCGAGUUUUCAUUCCAUUCCAUUUUAUUGAAGAAAAAUUUUAAUAUAUUGAUGCAUUAUAGUUUUGUAUAUUAUAGGCCUACCUACUAAUUAUGAACUGUGUAUGCAUUGAAAAACGUGCUUUUAACAUGAAGUAGUUUCUAUGUUGAAUGCUCUCAUUGUUAUAAAAAUCUUGCCAUCAUUCAUUAUCAUUUGUUAAGUACUGUAGGUAACUCAUCUUAUUGAAGACCAAGUCAUAGUUUUGUGCAUAGUAUAUGUAUUGUGUUGAUUUUUGUAUUAUUUAAUACAUGUAUUUAUUCAUUUGUAUAUUUAAAAUUAUUAAUGUUUAUCCACUAACCCAUAACAGCUGAUCCUUUUUAAAACAAAAAGAAUUAUUGAAAAUUAUGUAUCAUUAUAUUUUACUGGACAGUAUUUUGUUCUGUUAUGUUUCAAUUGUCCUCAGUUAUAAUUUCAUUUUGCAGUUGUAGAGAACUGUUACUUGUAUCUAAUGUCACUGCCUAUAUAUAUUGAAUUUUGUACUCAGUAAUGCAUUUAUCUGAAAAAAUAACUUUGCAAAGCUAAGCAUAUGUCCCUCAGGCAACCAUGAAGUGGUUUUAUCUUUGUCAGUUGGUUAACCCAAUUCUUUAGAAUGUUUUAUUUCAUCUCAAACCCAUUAUUUUAAGAUAGCUUAUUUAUUAUGUGCCCCAGACAGUUCAAUCCAACUGAAGAAGGAAAAGAUCAGGUAUCUUAGGUUGGUUAAAGGAUACACUCUUAGUCCAUUAGGCCUCUGGUAAUUAACUGUGACAACAGCCAAGUAACUUUGUCGGAGUUAGUUUUAAUAAACUAGUAAAUGUAUUAAUAUUAAGAGUAGGGAAUAGGCUGUUUCAUUCCUAAAAGUAUUUUUUUCUGCGAAUGGGAAUUAAUGUUAAAAGAACGAUAUACAGUAUUGAAUGAUUAUAAAAGAGAUGUUAUAUGUAUCUAAAUUAAAUAAGAACUAAUUUCUUCAAAAUUAGGAGUCAUGUAAAUUCUGGUAAAUAAUUAUCAUUAUAAUACCAGCGAUAAUUCAAUUAUGUUUUGGUUUAUGGUUCUUAAGUGUCCUUUCUUCCAAGUAGAUUUGUUAUAUUUUAUAGUGCAUUACCCAGUUUUAAGUAUUUGUUUUUUAGUGCUGUACAGUACGCUGAUAUUCCGUUUUUCCGGAAAAUUUCAGUUUAUUGUAUGUUUUUCUGUUAAUGUUAUUCAUAUAAUUACUACCAGGUUUUCAUCAUCAUAAGUGGAUGAUGUUAAACUUUUUUUAGAGAAAUUAUACUAAUGGCAAGUUUGGGCUAUAUUUACCUAAUGAAAAUUAGGCUAUAAAGCCAAGCACACAGCUGCUUCCAACCAUCCAAUGUUGAAGACAAUGAAAAGAGGUACUAGUCCAAGUGAUUGGACAGAAAGAUUGAAAAAAGACGUAGAAUGGCGGUGAAGUGAAUGGCUAAAAAGUGGGUGCAACUAGGGACUGAAGGGAUGCUGCACACAACUUUGAACAAACUUUAAAAGAACCCAUAGAAACUACAUGUUUAAUAGGAAAAAACCAUUAAUUUGGAUUAAUAAACUUUUGUAAUCUUGAUCACUGAAGAAUGUGAUCUGUAAUAAGUUUACAAAAACUUUGUUAAUCAAAAUAUGUGCUUUUUUCAUGAAAAUGAUGUGGGCCUUUUCAACUACGUACGUACACAGAAACAGUUAGAUUAUAGUAAAAGACCAACUUUCAGUAAUAUUUGCAGUGAAAACUGAAUGUACUGUUAUUACAGUUUCAAUAUGAUGAAUAUUUUAAAAUGCCAGAUUUAUUUAAAAAAUCACCAAUUCUGAUAAGACUUCAGCACUCCUAUAAAAACUAUGUAGAUACAUAAAAGAUGAACCAUACAUUGCAUAAAGCUGUGGUAGUAUUUAUUAAGUCAUUUUUUAGGGAGUCUUUGUAGUAGUACAUUGAUUUUGUAAUGCUACAACCCAUCUGUCUCAAGUAGCUUAAAAAAGCUUAUAAUUCUCAGAUUGUUCAACAACUGGUUAUGGAAAAAAAAGUUGUACUAGUGAUCUAUGAGCCCUUCUUUAAUUGACUUCAGGAGAAAAAAUAUGCCAAGUUUAAUUUGACUUAGCUUCUGAAAACUACCUACUUGAAGAUAGGUAUAUCUACAAUUGAUAUAACAAAAAGUUUGGUCCCUUAUUGUGCAGUUUCAGUGAAUACCUUUGUCAUUUUUUCUUUAUCUGAAUUAUAUUAACACUGCUACAAUUCUUCUCAGAUUGUUACAACAGUUUUGGUAAUCUGUUGUAUUUUCAUACUUACCCUUUUUUUUUUCAACUAACUCUUCAUCAUGUAAUCAAACUUCCUUUCAUACUUUUCAUUGCUAAGUUAUGAUACAAUCAGGUCUGCAUUUUUCAUCUUCCCUAUUUUCCCAUGGCUGUUGAACUUACUUCAUGCUUUUUUUGCUUCCCUUUUUACUCAUCCUUCAAGAACAUAUUAUUUUUAGUUGUAAGAGUCAAAUGUGGCAGUGGAUCUGAUGCUAAACUGCAUGUUGUAACUAUUGUCUGUGAUAAAUUAAAGAUCUGUAUAUACAGUACAAUAAAGUACAAUAUUUUUUUGAUAAAACAAGCCAUUAAAAAGAGCCAGCUUAUAGAUGCAGUUUGUUUUAAUUACAGUAUGGACAUUAUAAAAAGAUAAAAGGGUGUGCAUCAGUUGUAUUAGUCAUAAGUUGAGAUUGUUUUCUCAAAAGAAAAUUUUAUAGUGUGAAAAUAAAAUGAUGGUAUUGU